AUGGAUCGAGCUAGUUUUAUUAAUCCAAUAUUCAUAAUACCGUUAAAUCGUCACAAAUUUUACGACCUGCAACAGGAUUAUGAAGUGGCUCCACCGGAUUAUCAGCGCCGAUUAAAUCGUCACAAAUUUUACGAUCUGCAACAGGAUUAUGAAGUGGCUCCACCGGAUUAUCAACGCCGAGUUUGGAGCUCUUAA
Messenger RNA from Gongylonema pulchrum, 195 nucleotides. The record is from the annotation of a GenBank genome assembly. NCBI's taxonomy places the organism in Eukaryota, Metazoa, Nematoda, Chromadorea, Rhabditida, Gongylonematidae.